AUGCCGCCCAAGCUCGUCUCUGGAAAGGCUGCCAAGAAGGCUUCCAAGGUGAAGCGUCCUAAGACUGACAAGAAGAAGAAGCGAAGGAGGAAGGAGAGCUAUGCCAUCUAUAUUUACAAAGUGCUCAGACAGGUCCAUCCGGACACUGGAAUUUCUUCCAAGGCGAUGUCCAUAAUGAAUUCCUUUGUCAAUGACAUAUUCGAAAGGAUAGCUGCCGAGGCCAGCAGACUUGCUCAUUACAACAAAAAAUCUACGAUUACCAGUCGCGAAGUCCAGACCUCCGUUCGACUACUACUCCCCGGUGAACUUGCAAAACAUGCAGUUUCUGAAGGCACCAAAGCUGUGACAAAAUAUACCGGCUCUAAAUAA
Protopolystoma xenopodis is the source of this 369-nucleotide messenger RNA. The record is from the annotation of a GenBank genome assembly. Lineage: Eukaryota; Metazoa; Platyhelminthes; Monogenea; Polystomatidea; Polystomatidae.